Brugia pahangi is the source of this 3483-nucleotide messenger RNA. NCBI's taxonomy places the organism in Eukaryota, Metazoa, Nematoda, Chromadorea, Rhabditida, Onchocercidae. The record is from the annotation of a GenBank genome assembly.
AUGUGGAGACAUAUUACCACUUUCAUGAAUAGGUAUGAGGCAAGUGUGUGGACUGAACUAUAUAGUUGGGUCAUUAAAGCAUGGGAAAUCUUCAGUUCUUUUCGAAAUAUUCGUAACUCCUUGGAAGAGAUGCCGAUACCUCCACCACCCCCAUUACCACCUUCAGUAUUACCUGCAUUAAGUAUUAGGUCAAGCACCACUGCGUUGCAGUCAAAAGCUGAUGAUCGAUCCAAACUACUCAGUGAAAUUCAAACAGGUAUGAAGUUGCGGAAAACUGUGACCAAUGACAGAUCAGCACCAGCUGUCGGAGGAAGGGUUUCAGAUUUAUCGGAGACCAAUGGCAGGGCUACCACUACUAGCGGAUCAAAAGUUUCUGCUAUUGGGGGAGUUAAUAGUCUUUUUGUGAAUGGUAUCCCGAAGAAGCCCUCUGAUAACAAAAGAAAUCAAACAAAUGUCUUAAGAGGUCCGAUAACUAGUCCACCGCUUUUACCAAAACCAUCUGAAAUGCAUCCAGCAAAGCCAAUAACUCAUUCAGAGUCUCAAGAACAGCAACUUUUGGCACCAUUGACGGAAUGUUCUGAAGCUUCUAGUAUAUGUCGUCAAACUUCUGUCGGAAUAGCAAGUCGUCUAAAACAGUUUAAUCAGAUCAGUCGACCGGGAUUGGCACCACCAACACCACCAUCACUCAAAACCAAACCAAUUGUUAAAGAUAUUAAGUCUCCACCGGUGAAGAAAAUUUCCGUUCCAGAGCAAUUCAAAACUUUGAGACCGAACAGGCCUGCUAACGAUGUAUCUUCUUUGCGUCGUUCUGGCAGUUCUGAUAAUAUAAGGAAUUCUCAAUCAUCACUAUCGGAUAACCGUAGCACACCUCCAUCAAGUACUCCUUUACCCUCGAAUCUAUCUAGUUCGACCAAAAUUUCGAAACCAGCAUGUCCUCCCCCUCCACCACCUAUCCAGGCAUCUCGGGUCGGACGUCCAAUGACUAAUCCAUUCAACCAUUUCACAUCAGUUUCAUCCUCCGGAAUGCCCUCUAAUGUAUCAAUCGACGAAGACUCACCUCCUCCACCACCACCUCCCCGAUUAGCUUCCUGUACUGAUCAAAUGGAUCGUUUCAUCUUCAUUCCGAUCAAUUUCUUAAUCAGAUGUGCUUGCAUUUCAUUGAUAAAACCGCAUGAAUUUGCAAUCCAAACAACUGACAUGAAGAUUGACGUUGACGGCUUGGAAGUUUACUUCCCUUAUGACUACAUCUAUCCAGAACAAAUUCUCUACAUGAGUGAAUUAAAAAAAACCUUGGAUGCUAAGGGACACUGUUUACUGGAAAUGCCGUCAGGUACAGGUAAGACUGUCUCAUUGCUGUCACUUGUAAUAGCUUACAUGCUGCGAUUUCCGGACCAUCUGGACAAACUGGUCUAUUGUUCCCGAACAAUUCCAGAAAUUGAAAAAUGUGUUGAGGAACUUCGCAAUCUUUUCAAAUAUUACGAGCAGUGUGAUGGUAAACCACCAUCUUUAUUUGCGGUAGCUCUUUCUGCUCGAAAAAAUUUAUGCAUUAACGAAUCGGUAUCUUCGCUGCGGCAAGGUUCUCUAGUUGAUGGAGCUUGUCAGAAGCUGACAGCAAGUUUUAUGCGCGCUAAACGUAGGCUUCGUCCGGACUUACCGUGUUGCGCAUUCUUCGAGAAGUUAGAUGAACAAAAAGAUUCCAAUUAUCCUGAUGGUGUAUACAAUUUGCAAAAUUUGAGAAAAUUGGGCCAGCAGAAAGGAAUCUGUCCGUAUUUUUUGUCACGCAAUGUUGUCGAUCGUGCACAUAUUGUUGUCUAUUCUUACCAUUACAUCUUGGAUCCAAAGAUUGCAGAAUUGGUUUCAAAAAAUUUUAGCCGUCACUCAUGUGUUGUUUUCGAUGAAGCUCACAACAUCGAUAAUGUUUGCAUAGAGUCAAUGAGUGUGUCCUUAACAAAAACAACAGUUGAAAAAGCUACGCAGAAGCUAGGUCUACUUGAGGAGCAUGUGCAAAGGUUGAGGGAGGAAAACAGUGAGCAAUUACGAGUAGAGUAUGAUCGUUUAGUUGAAGGACUGAGGCGUAUCGAAGAGGAACGUACGAACGAUCAAAUUUUAGCAAAUCCUGUUUUGCCUGAUAUGAUUUUGAAAGAAGCAGUGCCCGGAACAAUACGAAAUGCGUUACAUUUUAUUUCUUUUUUGCGUCGUUUCAAUGAAUAUCUGAAACAUCGGAUGCGAACGAAGACGGUUCUGAUUGAAAGUCCUGCUGCAUUUCUUCGCGAUAUUAAUGAUUUAAUGCAUAUUGAUCGAAGGCCACUCAGAUUCUGUGCAGAACGGUUUGCAUCGUUAACACGAACUUUGGAGCUGGCUGAUAUAUCAGACUUCAGCUCAUUAGUGCUAAUUACAAAUUUUGCAACUCUCGUCAGUACAUAUGCACGAGGUUUUACAAUUGUAAUUGAACCACUGGAUGAGAAGAGUGGUACUAGCCAUAGCUGUACGCUACAUUUAAGUUGUAUGGAUGCCUCAGUUGCUAUUCGUCCUAUUUUUCAACGGUAUCAUACAGUUGUCAUCACUUCAGGGACUUUGUCGCCACUGGAUAUGUACCCGAAAAUUCUGGACUUUGAUCCAGCGAUUAUGGCAAGCUUAUCAAUGACACUAGCGAGACCAUGUAUUGCUCCACUAAUUGUUUCAAAAGGCAAUGAUCAAGUUGCAAUGACAUCCCGUUUUGAGUCUCGGGAAGAUGCUGCUGUAAUCCGGAAUUACGGGAGUCUUGUUUUGGAACUUGCUUCUCUGGUACCAGAUGGUGUUGUUGUUUUUUUUACCAGUUAUCUUUAUAUGGAAAAUGUUAUUUCAACGUGGUAUGAUCAGGGCAUUAUUGAUGAUUUAUUGAAAUACAAACUUUUGUUUAUUGAAACAACCGAUGCGCUCGAAACAAGUAUUGCUUUAGAGAAAUAUGUGGAGGCAUGUGACUGUGGUAGGGGAGCUAUAUUCUUUUCUGUUGCAAGGGGAAAGGUAUCAGAAGGGAUUGAUUUCUCGCAUCAUCUCGGCCGUGCCGUCAUAAUGCUUGGCGUUCCAUAUGUAUAUACCGAAAGUCGGAUAUUGCGAGCGCGUCUAGAAUAUUUGCGAGAACAGUUGGGAAUAAGGGAAAAUGAUUUUCUAACAUUUGAUGCAAUGCGUCAGGCAGCACAAUGUAUGGGCCGUGCACUAAGAGGUAAAAGUGAUUAUGGUUUGAUGGUGUUCGCUGAUAAAAGGUUUUCACGGAAAGAUAAGAUGGGCAAACUUCCUCGUUGGAUUCAGGAAUAUAUAACUCCAGGCAAUGUCAACCUCAGCAUUGAAGAAGCUGUUAUAAUAGCAAGAAAAUGGUUUCCAUUAAUGGCACAGUCAUUCACUAAAGAGCAUCAGCUGGGAAUUUCAUUGCUUACUGAAGAAAUGCUUCGCGAAAAAGAGUUGUUGGGGAAAAAAUUUGGCCAUGUUUUAGAGGAGGUUGAUUAA